AGGAGUUGAUGUAAGGAUCUAGAACCCCUUGAACGUAGGAAAUCGCUCUCCACUACAUCCACAUCAAGUCCAAGAAAUUAAAGGUAUUUAAGAAUACUUGCUUGCUACAAUUCAUCCAUCUAAAAGAUCACAAGAAUAGUUUUAGGUUUAUACUGAGUCUGCUGGGACUUUCUCUGUCUGCAUGGUCUAAGGUCAAAUUUUUGCAGAAAAGAUGCCGAAUAAUAGGGACAAGAAGAUUCCCGGCCGCGCAUCACAAAUGACUACUCAAUCUUCGCGCUCCAUCUUCCAAGACCGAUACCGCUUGCGUGCUCAAGCUAAGCCGACGUCGGGGCCUAAGCAUGUAAAGAGAUUCAUGUACAGGAUAAAAGGCAAAAAAGCGAGGAACACAGCCAUUUUUACACAUGCAAGGCAAGCGAAAGUUGGACAAGCAGGUGACACCAGGGUGUCCCAAGGACACCAGCGUAAAUGUAAAGCUAUAAGGACCAGUCAGCAACAAAGAGACAGUAUUGUUCCGAGUUCAAGGCAGUUAAGCGGGGUGAGGUGUCUCACACUAGCUCAAAUUAGCGUGGCUCGGAGACGUAAGUCAGUGAUAAAGGUGGUGCCAACGGCAGUAGAAGAGAGCGGAGAAGAGUCAGAGUAUUUUUCCGCUCCAUCCUCCCCUCUGAUAGAUGGACGAGAGACAAAGCGCCGUAGAGGAGAUGUAAAACCUGCUCGAGCAUCGCCUGCACCAAAUGAAGGAGAACCAAAAUGUCUAGAGGCCAACCGCAGAUCUAGAAACGAACAAAUCGAGAACGAGAACGAGGAUGAGGACGUACAGGAAGUUACGCCGCAGGAUUGGUUGAAAAGCGUCAUCAAAACCAGGCCAGCCAGAAGUUUCAAUGAUCUGCCAGAUUCAUGUAUUCUGCAAAUCUUGGAUACACUCUACGAACAAGAGGAUGGGAAGCUCGUCUCAUCAGUCUGCUUCGGGCUCACCUGCAGACAUUACUGGUCCAUCUUUAAGAUGCAGUGGUGUUGCCCUAGCAGGAACACGAUUUACAACGCUUACGCACCGAAAGAAGACCAAGCACUCCUGGCACCCUUGCUCUAGAACUGGGUUCCCGAAAAGUAUUGAAUCAUGUCACGGAUUGAUGGCAAGGUGAUACAAGCUUUUUACCCAUGUUUUUGUCGAAGAAGCAACACGGAGAAGGGUAUAUU
Sclerotinia trifoliorum is the source of this 1194-nucleotide messenger RNA. NCBI's taxonomy places the organism in Eukaryota, Fungi, Ascomycota, Leotiomycetes, Helotiales, Sclerotiniaceae. The record is from the annotation of a GenBank genome assembly.